UGCCGCUGCUGCCCUCGCGCUGGGAGCCGAGCCGGAGGGAAGGCGGUGGAGAGAUGAUUGCAGAGUUGGUGAGCAGCGCUCUGGGGCUUGCCUUGUAUCUCAACACCCUGAGUGCAGAUUUCUGCUAUGAUGACAGCCGUGCUAUCAAGACUAAUCAGGAUCUUCUCCCAGAAACUCCAUGGACACAUAUUUUCUACAAUGAUUUUUGGGGGACUCUUCUAACCCACAGUGGCAGCCACAAGUCCUACCGGCCACUCUGCACGCUCUCUUUCCGCCUGAACCACGCCAUUGGAGGGCUGAAUCCCUGGAGCUACCAUCUCGUCAAUGUUUUACUGCACGCGGCCGUCACUGGGGUCUUCACAAGCUUCUCUAAGACCCUCCUUGGCGAUGGAUACUGGACCUUCCUGGCCGGCCUCAUGUUUGCCUCGCAUCCCAUUCACACAGAGGCAGUGGCUGGAAUCGUGGGACGAGCCGACGUUGGGGCCGGUCUCUUCUUUCUCCUCUCUUUGAUUUGCUACAUUAAACACUGUUCAACCAGAGGCUACUCGGCCACGACUUGGGGCUGGUUCCUGGGGACAGGACUGUGCGCCGGAUGCAGCAUGUUGUGGAAGGAACAAGGAGUGACUGUUCUUGCCGUCUCAGCAGUUUAUGAUGUCUUUGUCUUUCACAGGCUGAAAAUGAAACAGAUCUUACCUGCCAUUUACAAAAGGAAGAACUUGUCUCUCUUUCUCAGCAUUAGUUUAUUAACAUUCUGGGGGACCUCCCUUUUGGGUGCCCGGUUAUACUGGAUGGGAAACAAACCACCAAGCUUUUCCAACUCGGACAACCCAGCUGCGGAUUCAGAUAGCCUCCUUGCCCGCACGCUCACCUUCUUCUACUUGCCAACCAAGAACCUCUGGCUGUUGCUAUGCCCAGAUACACUGAGUUUUGAUUGGUCGAUGGAUGCCGUGCCUCUGCUCAGAACAAUUUGUGAUUGGAGAAACCUACACACUGUGGCCUUCUAUACUGGACUCCUCCUCCUGGCCUACUACAGUCUGAAGAGCCCGAGCAUAGAAAGAGAAUGCAACGGGAAAGCUGUAACAAAUGGCAAACAGAAUGCAAAUGGACAUAGCUGCCUUUCAGAUGUGGAGUACCGGAACUCAGAGAUUAAGCCCAGCUUUGCAUCCAAAGUAGAAAAUGGCAUUAAAAAUAAUGUAUCCCAGAGAACACAACUUCCUUCUACUGAGAACAUUGUUAUUCUGUCUUUAUCUUUGUUAAUAAUACCCUUUGUUCCUGCCACAAACUUGUUUUUCUAUGUCGGCUUUGUAAUUGCAGAGCGAGUAUUAUAUAUUCCUAGUAUGGGCUUCUGCCUUCUGAUUACAGUGGGUGCCAGAGCCCUUUAUGUCAAAGUCCAAAAGCGGUUUCUCAAGAGCUUGAUUUUUUAUGCGACAGCAACAUUAAUUGUUUUCUAUGGACUCAAGACUGCCAUCAGGAAUGGGGACUGGCAAAACGAGGAAAUGCUGUAUAGGUCAGGGAUAAAAGUAAACCCAGCUAAAGCAUGGGGUAACCUUGGAAAUGUUCUGAAGAGUCAGAGCAAAAUUUCUGAAGCUGAAAGCGCCUAUAGAAAUGCUUUGUACUACCGCAGCAACAUGGCUGACAUGCUUUACAACUUAGGGCUACUUCUACAAGAGAACAGCAGGUUUGCCGAAGCACUCCAUUAUUACAAAUUGGCCAUUGCAAGUAGGCCUACUCUUGCAUCUGCAUAUUUGAACACCGGCAUUAUUCUUAUGAACCAAGGAAAGACAGAAGAAGCCCGACGUACGUUCCUGAAGUGCUCUGAAAUCCCCGAUGAAAACCUGAAGGACCCUCACGCACACAAGAGCUCUGUUACCAGCUGCCUUUACAACCUGGGGAAACUCUACCAUGAGCAGGGACGUUAUGAGGAAGCCCUCAGUGUUUACAAGGAAGCAAUUCAGAAAAUGCCAAGGCAGUUUGCCCCGCAGAGCCUGUACAACAUGAUGGGUGAAGCGUACAUGCGAUUAAGCAAGCUCCCUGAAGCUGAGCAUUGGUACAUGGAAUCUCUGAGAUCGAAGACUGACCACAUCCCUGCUCAUCUCACCUAUGGGAAACUGCUAGCUCUAACAGGUCGUAAGAGUGAGGCUGAAAAGUUCUUCCUGAAGGCUAUUGAGCUGGACCCCACCAAAGGAAACUGUUACAUGCAUUAUGGUCAGUUUCUUCUGGAGGAAGGUCGCCUCAUAGAAGCGGCUGAGAUGGCAAAAAGAGCAGCUGAACUGGACAGCUUGGAGUUUGAUGUUGUCUUUAAUGCUGCCCAUAUGCUCAGACAGGCUAGCCUCAAUGAAGCAGCUGAGAAGUACUACGACCUGGCAGCCAGGCUAAGGCCUAAUUACCCGGCCGCGCUGAUGAACUUGGGCGCCAUCCUGCAUCUCAAUGGCAGACUGCGCCAGGCCGAGGCCAACUACCUGCGGGCACUGCAGCUCAAGCCGGACGACGUCAUCACUCAGUCCAACCUCCGCAAACUCUGGAACAUCAUGGAGAAGCAAGGCUUGAAGACGUCCAAGACCUGACCCCGGCCUCAAAGACCCGUCCUCCUCUAAUUCCUAAAAGCUGGCUUCGUUAACAGGCAGAACUGCUCAGCAGUACUGUGAUAAGAGCUCGUUUUGGAUGUCAGGACCAGGGGCAGAGGUCAUUCAGGUCGCUGCCACUGUGAGAGAAUCCACUUUGCUGUUGACACAGCUGUUAACACCAAAAAGGGGGAUGUUGGAAACCUCCUGGAGGAUGUAACUGUGACCCAUAGACUAAAAACCAGAGCACUUAACACACAGUCUUUCUGACAUUCUUAAAAGGGAGGGGUGGGUGUCUACAUUACAGAUUUGGUUCAUUUUUAAAGUUAAUCUCAAAAUUGUAUUUUUCUUUAAACACUGUGAGAGAAAGUCAGAGUGUCCAUUCAGCCACAGGAAACUAGAAGGUAGAGUGUUAAUAGGGAGUGAUUACAGCGUAGCAUGAAACCCAGUGAGCCUCCGGCUGUCCUAUCGCUGCUGCCUUCCUUCUUGGACAGCCUGCUUACCAAUUCCUGAAGCUUAGAAAAACUUUUUUUUUUUUUUUAAAGUAUUGUAUCAAGAUCUAUCAGAAUCUUCAGCUGUUUCCUCACUAGUGCAUAUAAGGUUUUAUGAUUUGCGUGUUCCCGUCUUCAUUCUUUUAAACAUCGCUUGUUUCUCUUGUUCUGGAAAGGAUACAGAAAGAGUCCAGCCAACCAUUCUUCACACUUGUUUUGUGAGAGCGACUAGGGAGGCCUUAAAUGUGUCAGGAAGGUAUUUUUAAAUUUUAAUGAUGCCACUAUUUCCCCCCAAACUGCUUAGUAGAAUUCAUUGUAUUCUUUUGAAAUGACCUUUUAAAAUGGCUAUUCCUGGUUAAUGUGCAUGCUUGCCUGUGAUAAAGGAGAGGGAAGUUUCUAUAUGCUUCUUUUCCAGUAACUAAUCAAUAGCUAUUAGACAAAGGGGAAGGUGCAUUGUGCUUCCCAGAUGUUGCUGGUUAAAAAAAUCAAGUCUCCACAAAGUAGAGAAUGAGAUUGGUUGCCACCGAUUUGGUGUUUUAGGAACAGUUGGUAUGAAAUUCUAAUCACUUUCUAAUAGGUAUUUAAACAGUAAUGCAAACAAGUUUUCAAGGAAUUUUUUUUUUCUUUCUGAAGACAUCAACAAUAACGUAUUUUUAGCUGCAUUAGAGUGUAGAAUUAGCCCACAUGUCACUAGGUCUUCUCCCAAGUGCUUUUCUCAGUUGGAAACUAUUUUUCACUAGCAAAUUUGGUAUUUUAUUUCAUUACCUGAUAAGUAAUCACUUCAAUGAUCGUUUCACAAGGAAAAGACUAUAAAUGAGGUAGAGAAAAAACAUUUAUUGAACUGUUUUGGGCUUGCAGUCAAACUUUGCUACCAAAAAUUAACUUCAUGUAACACUACUCCAUCAUCAACUUCUUCGUAGACAAAGUACCUAAACUGUAUCUUACCUAUUUAUUUAUUUAUUGUUCUACCAUAGCAGAUUAACAGAACAAAACUUGAUGUGUGAAGAUAGUUCUUUGCAACUGAAAAUUACCUGUUUUUCCUUCUCUUUCACACUCAUGUAUGUAUAUGAUCAGCAUCCCCACUUAAGGGAAGCUGGACAUGCAAAUACAUCAUCUUCUGUUUUCUCCAUAGUUUAUAUGUUUUUCUAUGUAUCUGAAUAGAGUGGGAUGAAGAAUUUAAAGUGUAGUGCUCCUAUGGCAUUAGUGUUUUUGUGAGGAGGGCAAAUGUAGUGAAAGAUUUUUUGAUGGUAUUAAUAAGAAGGCCCUCCUAAUAUGUAUAUCACUUUGUAAACAUGUCAUUAAAGGGCCGAAAGUUAAAUUAUACCUAAAUCACUGUGUUUUCAGAAUGAUAUUUAACAAAAACAAACCCACGGUCAAACCAAACUAGUGGGUUGAAGUUAUUUUUCAUCUUCUAGUGCAUUGGCAAUUGAGAAAGAAAAAAAAAAAAGAAAUUUUAUAUAAGGCUAUAGAGUUUAAUUCAAUGUCUAACAUUUGUAUUUAUUUAAAUAGUUAUUGACCUAUGAUGAUUUCCUAGGCUUAACAUUGUAUGUCUUUUUGUUGUUACUGUUAUUCCUUUCAAAGACUUGGUUCUUAAUAGGUUCACUGAAUGCACAGUAGAGGCACUUCAUGUUGACCCAGUGCCCAAGUAGCAUUAAUAAUUGGGCCUGUGUCAUAAAAUGCAUGGAUCUUUAAUAACUAAAAUGUCCCUGACACUUUUCACUACAGGGCUGGACUUAGUAACUGACCAACUCGGGGGGUGGGGGUGGGUGGGAGGGGAGGUUAGGGAGGGGGCACAUUAGAAAAUGAUCAUAAAAAGUCUCCGCUCAGGGAUUUAUGGUGGAUUAUUGCAGACAGUGCUAAAAAUAUAGAGCACAAGACAAGUUUACUAAAUUAAAAUUUUAUUUUUCGAGAAACUGUUAUUUGUAUAAAUUAUCAAGAUUUGUAGGCUUUCCUUUUGUAGAAAUAAUUGUUUUUUGUGCCAGAGAAUUUCAAUUUUGUUUUCAGCAAUAAAGCAUUGAUAA
This is a messenger RNA of Nycticebus coucang (slow loris), 5073 nucleotides long. It is a transcript of the gene TMTC2, whose product is annotated as transmembrane O-mannosyltransferase targeting cadherins 2. Gene Ontology annotation, cellular component: endoplasmic reticulum membrane. NCBI's taxonomy places the organism in Eukaryota, Metazoa, Chordata, Mammalia, Primates, Lorisidae. Gene Ontology annotation, molecular function: protein binding; mannosyltransferase activity. The transcript has 12 exons. Gene Ontology annotation, biological process: protein O-linked glycosylation via mannose. The record is from RefSeq and is a predicted model, not a curated record. The coding region runs from base 54 to 2564 and encodes 836 amino acids.